AUGAAGCGAUUCAUGGCCAUGUUAAACAGGAAUAAAAACAAGGAUCCCCCACCCGCCAAGCUGCUGGAUCUAGCAGGACAGCUUUGCCAGGACGUCCAGAGUUCGUUUCCUAGUCUGGAGAAGCUGGUUGGGGCCAUGAUGGGAUGCAAACACAAGAUGCAUUUUCUCACUAACAUCCAUGUUGUCCGAGCUUGUGUGUUUGUUCAUAUCCAUAACGGGCAGCAUGACACAGCCUGCAGACUCUUGGAGUAUUGCAAGGCAGAAGAGAAGGAGGAGCUGGUGCAACUUUGGCAUGAGAUUCACUACCGGAGGGUUAUGGAGAAACACCACACGGAUUUUCUGACACCACUGCAGAAAUUCCGUUGCAGGAAGAGGAAUCCUCCACCUAUUUCCCUUUGUCCUGAAGGUUUGAAAAAUCGAAACUAUUCAGGUGAAGUACGCCAGCAACUGCACAGGUUUGCUGCAGAGGUGACAUCAAAUCCAAACAAGAAACAGCGGGAGGGAUUGGCUCGGGACAUGAACCUGCAGCCAACUCAGGUCUAUAAUUGGUUUGCAAAUUAUCGACGACGUCAAAAAUCCUGCCUCCCUCGUACAGAAAAGCUCAACAACUUGUGUCUUGAGAGGGCUUUGACUUACCACACAAAAGAGCGGCAGGAUAAAGGAUCCUACACUCCACAAACUGCAGAUGAACAGCUGGACAUGUGCCAGGCCCCUUCCGGCACCAGAGCAGUCUCUGGCUCCAUGUGGACCCCAAGUAUAGAAGUUGGCUUGGUGCCUACAGUUGUUCACAUUCAUGUCAAGACGCCCCACUCUGAAUUGCUGCGGAGAACCCAAGUCUGGGCAUUUUCCUGUCAGAUGGUGUACGGCAAGCCUCAGUGCCCACCUGUUUCUGCACACUGCAUGGAAGAAAGCCAAGCCUUGGGACAAAGCCAGGUCCUGGAGGAUCCAGUUGGUGACCCAUUAACCAAUGACACCUUCUGGGCAGCAUGGCUGCUCUUUGAAUUCUCAGCCGGGGGACGAAUGUGA
This is a messenger RNA of Fulmarus glacialis (Northern fulmar), 1026 nucleotides long. Its product is annotated as anomalous homeobox protein-like. Bases 1 to 1026 code for a protein of 341 amino acids. The transcript has 8 exons. NCBI's taxonomy places the organism in Eukaryota, Metazoa, Chordata, Aves, Procellariiformes, Procellariidae. Gene Ontology annotation, molecular function: DNA-binding transcription factor activity, RNA polymerase II-specific; RNA polymerase II cis-regulatory region sequence-specific DNA binding. Gene Ontology annotation, cellular component: transcription regulator complex; nucleus. The record is from RefSeq and is a predicted model, not a curated record. Gene Ontology annotation, biological process: regulation of transcription by RNA polymerase II.